AUGGAGCUUGAAAUUGCAUUUGUGUCAUCAUUGAACAACCUUGAACAGGCAAGGCAUUUUGCUAAGGAAAAUGUUUUAGAUUGGUUCGGCUCAGCCAGAGCACUCUCCAGACUUUCUGAUGAUGAAACAUCUUCAGUUGCAUCAACUGAUAGUGGUGCAUCCACCAGAAGAAGAAAAAGGGAAUCAGGAACAUCAUCAGCUACUCAGGAGACAGAAACGGAGGCGGAAUUUCCAAGUCAGUCCUCGGUGCAAGAUGAUGACGAAAGAACCGACGAUACUCCUUUUGUAAAAUCAGAAGAAAUUGAAGACCAUAGUUACUCCAAACCUAAAGCUCAAGAAGGUAAAGCUGAAGUGAAGUUAGAAGUGAAAACGGAACAUUUAGCCAAACCAGAGUGUCAAGAUCUAAAGGAGGACUCUGAUGAUGAAAUGGAGUGUGAAGGCUACCCUACAGGAAACUAUGAUGAGGAAGAAGAUGCCUACAGUCUUAUAAAUGGUCGACCUUUGACUGUGGAGAAAGUCCCCCAAAUAUCCAAAAAGCCAAAACUGAUAAGAACAAGACCAUUGCUCAAUGAUGCAGAAUCGAAAUCUGAGAAGACUGAGGCAGAGUUGGAGGAUGAGGCAGAGCUGGAGGAGAAAAAAGAAAAUGAACAAAUGAAAGAAGCUGAGUCCCCCAAAGAAAUGAAAGAGGAGGAGGAGGAGGAUGGUGAUUGCGACGAAGCAGAGGAGGAUGAUGGGGAUAAUCAUAAUCAUGAUGAUGAUGAUGAUGAUGAUAAUGAUAAUGAUGAGGAGGAAGAAGUAACUAUGCCUGCUGAUGAUGAUGAUGAGGAUGAAGAGGAAGAAGAGGAAGAUGAAGAGCUAGGCAGACUACAGUUGAGUACUACUGAAGGAGAAGAUGCGCAAGAUGAAGAUGAUAAAGAAGAAGAACAAGAAGGUCAAACAAUGAAGGGAAAUGAAAGUGAGAGUGAGGAGGAGAAGGAAGAGGAAAAUAUAUUGAAGCUGGGAUUAAAAGACAGCUUAUUAUCAAGUGAGACCAAACUAAAGAAAGAUGAAGGUGAAUUGGAGAAGGAAAAAGAUAUUAGUGAAAGUGAUGUAGCCAUUGCUUGUCAUAAAGAGGACAUUAGUAAUAGUAGUACUAGUAGUCACUGUGAUAAAACCUUACAAGGUGAUGACAGAUUUUUGUCAAACAAACCAAACAGGUCAUGA
This is a messenger RNA of Macrobrachium nipponense, 1203 nucleotides long. RefSeq names its product glutamic acid-rich protein-like. The transcript has 4 exons. Bases 1 to 1203 code for a protein of 400 amino acids. The record is from RefSeq and is a predicted model, not a curated record. Lineage: Eukaryota; Metazoa; Arthropoda; Malacostraca; Decapoda; Palaemonidae.